AUGGCUGAUAUUGAAGCGAAAAAAGCAGAAAAUGUACCAAUUUUAGAACGUAAAAGAGCACCAAAUAGAUUUUUCGUUGAAGAAGCAAUCAAUGAUGACAAUUCAGUAGUGACAUUACAUCCAGAUGCCAUGACUGCACUUGAAUUAUUUAGAGGUGAUACGCUAUUGAUAAAGGGCAAGAAGCGUAGAGACACUGUGUGCAUUGUAUUGAUGGACAAUAGUGUCGAUCCAUCCAAGAUCCGUAUGAACAAGGUUAUUCGUAACAACCUUCGUGUUCGUCUUGGUGACAUGAUUUCCGUUCACCAAUGCUCUGACGUUAAAUAUGGCAAGCGUAUUCACGUGUUGCCAAUCGACGACACGAUCGAAGGUCUCUCGGGCAACUUGUUUGACCUCUACCUCAAGCCCUAUUUCCUCGAGGCCUACCGUCCAGUCCGCAAGGGUGACUUGUUCCUCGUGCGUGGUGGUAUGCGUGCCGUCGAGUUCAAGGUGGUCGAAUGUGACCCCGGAGAAUACUGUAUCGUCGCUCCAGAGACUAUGAUUCACUGCGAGGGUGAGCCAGUCAAGCGUGAAGACGAGGACCGUCUUGACGAGGUUGGCUACGACGACAUUGGUGGUGUCCGCAAGCAAUUGGGCCAAAUCAGAGAGCUUGUCGAGUUGCCACUCCGUCACCCACAGCUUUUCAAAAACAUUGGUGUCAAGCCACCCAAGGGUAUCUUGCUCUACGGUCCACCAGGUUGUGGUAAGACCAUGAUUGCCAGAGCCGUGGCCAACGAGACUGGUGCCUUUUUCUUCCUCAUCAACGGUCCAGAGAUUAUGAGCAAGUUGGCCGGUGAGUCUGAGAGCAACCUCAGAAAGGCCUUUGAAGAGGCUGAAAAGAAUUCCCCCGCCAUCAUCUUUAUCGAUGAAAUCGAUUCGAUCGCCCCCAAGCGUGAGAAAACACAGGGUGAAGUCGAGCGUCGUAUCGUCUCGCAACUCUUGACCUUGAUGGACGGUCUCAAGAGUCGUGCCCACGUCAUUGUCAUUGGUGCCACCAAUCGUCCCAACUCUAUCGACCCAGCCCUCCGUCGUUUCGGUCGUUUCGAUCGUGAAAUUGAUAUCACUAUCCCAGACGCCACCGGUCGUCUCGAGAUUAUGCGUAUCCACACCAAAAACAUGAAGCUCGACGAGGACGUCGACCUCGAAUCCAUCUCCAACGAAACUCACGGUUACGUUGGUGCCGAUCUUGCAGCCCUCUGUACAGAGUCUGCCCUCCAAUGUAUUCGUGAAAAGAUGGACAUUAUCGAUCUCGAAGACGAAACCAUCUCGGCUGAGAUUCUCGAAUCAAUGUCGGUCACUCAGGCCCACUUUAGAACUGCCCUCGGCAUUUCUAAUCCAUCAGCUCUUCGUGAGACUGUUGUAGAGGUACCAACUACCACCUGGGAGGAUAUCGGUGGUUUGGAAGGUGUUAAGCGUGAGCUUAGAGAGACUGUUCAAUACCCAGUCGAGCACCCAGAGAAAUUUAGAAAGUUUGGUAUGCAACCAUCAAAGGGUGUGUUGUUCUAUGGCCCACCAGGCUGUGGUAAAACAUUACUAGCCAAAGCUAUCGCUUCAGAGUGCCAAGCUAAUUUCAUUUCAAUCAAGGGUCCAGAAUUACUUACCAUGUGGUUUGGAGAGUCAGAAUCAAAUGUUCGUGAACUUUUUGACAAGGCUCGUCAAGCUGCUCCAUGCGUCCUCUUUUUCGAUGAAUUGGAUUCAAUUGCCAAAUCUCGUGGUGGCAGUGCAGGUGAUGCUGGAGGUGCUGGUGAUCGUGUCAUUAAUCAAAUUUUGACUGAAAUGGAUGGUAUGGGUGUCAAGAAAAACGUCUUUAUCAUUGGUGCCACCAAUCGUCCAGAUAUCAUUGAUCCAGCCAUUCUCCGUCCAGGUCGUCUCGAUCAACUCAUCUACAUUCCACUCCCAGAUCUCCCAUCCCGUGUUGCCAUUCUCAAGGCCAAUCUCAACAAGAGUCCAGUCGCCAAGGACGUCGAUCUCGAAUUCCUCGCCCAAAAGACCCACGGUUACUCUGGUGCCGAUCUCACCGGUAUCUGUCAACGUGCCGUCAAGUUGGCCAUUCGUCAAUCCAUCGAAGCCGACAUUGAAGCCACCCGUCGUCGUCAAGAAAGUGGAGGUGAUGUCAAGAUGGAAGAUGAAGACAUUGAAGAUCCAGUCCCAGAAAUUACCCGUGAACACUUUGAGGAAUCCAUGAGAUUCUCUCGUCGUUCAGUCACUGACAAUGAUAUCCGUAAAUACGAAAUGUUUGCUCAAACCCUCGUCCAAAGUCGUGGUCUCGGUGGCAACUUCAAGUUCCCAACUGACAACGACGUCGAAAACAAUAACCAAUUCAAUCAAGAUGAAGGUGGUGAUGAUUUGUUCAGAUCUUAA
Molecule: messenger RNA, 2397 nt
Organism: Cavenderia fasciculata
Lineage: Eukaryota; Evosea; Eumycetozoa; Acytosteliales; Cavenderiaceae
Gene: cdcD
Product: cell division cycle protein 48
Exons: 2
Coding region: 1-2397 (798 amino acids)
Biological process (GO): retrograde protein transport, ER to cytosol; mitotic spindle disassembly; autophagosome maturation
Cellular component (GO): nucleus; cytosol; VCP-NPL4-UFD1 AAA ATPase complex
Molecular function (GO): ATP hydrolysis activity; ATP binding; polyubiquitin modification-dependent protein binding
Source: RefSeq, a predicted model, not a curated record